AUGGAGUGGGCCGGAGGGGCAGAGUGGGCCGGAGGGGCAGAGUGGGCCGGAGGGGCAGAGUGGGCCGGAGGGGCAGAGUGGGCCGGACAAGCAGAGUGGGCCGGACAAGCAGAAUGGGGCGGAGAAGCAGAAUGGGGCGGAGAAGCAGAAUGGGGCGGAGAAGCAGAAUGGGGCGGAGAAGCAGAAUGGGGCGGAGAAGCAGAAUGGGGCGGAGAAGCAGAAUGGGGCGGAGAAGCAGAAUGGGGCGGAGAAGCAGAAUGGGGCGGAGAAGCAGAAUGGGGCGGAGAAGCAGAAUGGGGCGGAGAAGCAGAAUGGGGCGGAGAAGCAGAAUGGGGCGGAGAAGCAGAAUGGGGCGGAGAAGCAGAAUGGGGCGGAGAAGCAGAAUGGGGCGGAGAAGCAGAAUGGGGCGGAGAAGCAGAAUGGGACGGAGAAGCAGAAUGGGACGGAGAAGCAGAAUGGGACGGAGAAGCAGAAUGGGACGGAGAAGCAGAAUGGGACGGAGAAGCAGAAUGGGACGGAGAAGCAGAAUGGGACGGAGAAGCAGAAUGGGACGGAGAAGCAGAAUGGGACGGAGAAGCAGAAUGGGACGGAGAAGCAGAAUGGGACGGAGAAGCAGAAUGGGACGGAGAAGCAGAAUGGGACGGAGAAGCAGAAUGGGACGGAGAAGCAGAAUGGGACGGAGAAGCAGAAUGGGACGGAGAAGCAGAAUGGGACGGAGAAGCAGAAUGGGACGGAGAAGCAGAAUGGGACGGAGAAGCAGAAUGGGACGGAGAAGCAGAAUGGGACGGAGAAGCAGAAUGGGACGGAGAAGCAGAAUGGGACGGAGAAGCAGAAUGGGACGGAGAAGCAGAAUGGGACGGAGAAGCAGAAUGGGACGGAGAAGCAGAAUGGGACGGAGAAGCAGAAUGGGACGGAGAAGCAGAAUGGGACGGAGAAGCAGAAUGGGACGGAGAAGCAGAAUGGGACGGAGAAGCAGAAUGGGACGGAGAAGCAGAAUGGGACGGAGAAGCAGAAUGGGACGGAGAAGCAGAAUGGGACGGAGAAGCAGAAUGGGACGGAGAAGCAGAAUGGGACGGAGAAGCAGAAUGGGACGGAGAAGCAGAAUGGGACGGAGAAGCAGAAUGGGACGGAGAAGCAGAAUGGGACGGAGAAGCAGAAUGGGACGGAGAAGCAGAAUGGGACGGAGAAGCAGAAUGGGACGGAGAAGCAGAAUGGGACGGAGAAGCAGAAUGGGACGGAGAAGCAGAAUGGGACGGAGAAGCAGAAUGGGACGGAGAAGCAGAAUGGGACGGAGAAGCAGAAUGGGACGGAGAAGCAGAAUGGGACGGAGAAGCAGAAUGGGACGGAGAAGCAGAAUGGGACGGAGAAGCAGAAUGGGACGGAGAAGCAGAAUGGGACGGAGAAGCAGAAUGGGACGGAGAAGCAGAAUGGGACGGAGAAGCAGAAUGGGACGGAGAAGCAGAAUGGGACGGAGAAGCAGAAUGGGACGGAGAAGCAGAAUGGGACGGAGAAGCAGAAUGGGACGGAGAAGCAGAAUGGGACGGAGAAGCAGAAUGGGACGGAGAAGCAGAAUGGGACGGAGAAGCAGAAUGGGACGGAGAAGCAGAAUGGGACGGAGAAGCAGAAUGGGACGGAGAAGCAGAAUGGGACGGAGAAGCAGAAUGGGACGGAGAAGCAGAAUGGGACGGAGAAGCAGAAUGGGACGGAGAAGCAGAAUGGGACGGAGAAGCAGAAUGGGACGGAGAAGCAGAAUGGGACGGAGAAGCAGAAUGGGACGGAGAAGCAGAAUGGGACGGAGAAGCAGAAUGGGACGGAGAAGCAGAAUGGGACGGAGAAGCAGAAUGGGACGGAGAAGCAGAAUGGGACGGAGAAGCAGAAUGGGACGGAGAAGCAGAAUGGGACGGAGAAGCAGAAUGGGACGGAGAAGCAGAAUGGGACGGAGGAGCAGAAUGGGACGGAGAAGCAGAAUGGGACGGAGGAGCCCACCUGGAAGAUGAGUCGGCUGCCAAGGACAACCAACAGAACCAGUACAGCCGCUCAGAUGUCAACAUACCUGGAAUACAGCACAAUUUAAACUAA
Molecule: messenger RNA, 2079 nt
Organism: Schistocerca gregaria
Lineage: Eukaryota; Metazoa; Arthropoda; Insecta; Orthoptera; Acrididae
Exons: 3
Coding region: 1-2079 (692 amino acids)
Source: RefSeq, a predicted model, not a curated record